Suillus bovinus is the source of this 1129-nucleotide messenger RNA. RefSeq lists its product as uncharacterized. The transcript has a single exon. The record is from RefSeq and is a predicted model, not a curated record. The coding region runs from base 200 to 1009 and encodes 269 amino acids. NCBI's taxonomy places the organism in Eukaryota, Fungi, Basidiomycota, Agaricomycetes, Boletales, Suillaceae.
UACUACUAUGCUCGAUCCACGCAGUACUAGGCGUUCAUACCAAGUCCACAUCUCAAAUCCAUCAUCACAAAUGAGCAUGCACAGUGACUUGCAUAAGUAAGGCUAUGUUUUUGAAACCUAUGAAUGAACUCAUAAGCUUCCUUCCAGGUCCCGAUGGACGCCAAUAUCACACCCAUCGACGUCCAGUGAUCGAGAUUCAAUGACUUCAACCCUUCACUCAUGUCUCAAGUUGCUUGACCAGCACUGUGACAGGCUUAACAAUACUUACAAGGAAAUUCUCGAGAUUCGAACCCACAUUGCAGAGAUUCUUGCCAACUCCCAGUCGGAAAUAGCCAUGGGGAAUGUGGGUACAUGUGACACAAGCGCCGACCUGAUCUUCAGUGAUGAGCCUUCGACCAUCGCAUCAGUUGCACUCAACGAGUUUGAUGCUAAUCCAUUCUUGUCGACUUCGCCAAACCUAUCCAUCCUAUCACAGCAGUUAGUGUUCCAACACUCGCAAGACAAACCAUCAACACAGUACGCAUCUCUUUCACAACCAUCUGUCAGGGCAAUUAGUACCCCGCCAGAGGGAACAGAUCCUGCCGUCCACCGAUUUUCUCAAGGUAAGUUUGCUGAACUUGCAGCCUUUCAGAUAUGCUUACUGCACGAUAUAAUAGAGCUUCCCGGCGCCUCCGGUUCCGUCAGCCAUGAGCUUAGUACACAGCCAUUCCAGAAAUCCUUACCUGAAGAUGACACGCGUUCUGAGGGGCAGACCUUAUCUGGCCCAUCAGUCAGACUCCAUCAACAACUGUAUCUCCCCGUUGUGCGGGAUGGCGAGGAUAAGGUGAAGUGCAUGUGGUCGGGAUGUUCAAGUGUUAUCAACAAAGAUGGCUACACUCGCCAUGUGAAUGAAGUUCACAAGCGUCGGUUUAAGGCUGUCUGCACUACCUGUGGAAAGGCGUUCCUGCGUCCAUACAUGAAGAAGACCCAUAUUUGUUCUGGUCGAUCUUCCAAACGUAGCAGGUCCUAGGACCAAGGAAGCUCCGCAAAAGGCGCCUAUAUCUAUGUUUAUCUAUCAUUCGAAUUUCACCUAUAAUCCCCAACACCGUCAUUCCCCCGCUUCAUUUUUAAAAGCAAUUUAAUCCUUACC